GAUAAAUGUAAAGUUAAAUCGUCCUUUUACUAAGAUAACCUCCUCUUUUCGUGAUGUUUUUGUCAAAUAACUUAAUUUUGCGCACAGUGUUAAUUAUAAAGAAAUAAUAUAUACGUAUCUAGACAUAUACAAUACACAUUGUAUUUUUUAAAUAUUGAUACAAACAAAGGAAAAUAACAAAAUAUUAAUCAUAAUUUUAAAGUUAUUUAGAAAUACAAAUGCUCAAUGUUAAAACAUGGGACCUAAACGAACAGAACAAUCUUAUGACGACGACGAUGAUGAUGAAACUAGUAAAUUACUCCGGACCAUUCCACCUGGAAUCUCAGCAAGAACGCACAGUAUCAGCGGAACACAUAGCACAAUACUUGAACCACCAGAAAAAUACAAAUCAAGAUGGCGGUCUAUACGUGUCAUGUACCUAACAAUGUUCCUCAGCAGCGUAUCAUUUUCAAUAUGCAUGUCGUCGUUGUACCCAUACCUGGAAGUCCUGGACUCAAAGGCCAGUACGAAUUUUCUCGGUUGGGUUGUCGCAGCAUAUAGCGUUGGUCAACUUGUGGCUUCCCCUUUCUUCGGGGCGUGGUCAAAUUGCCGGUCAAAAACGCGGGAACCAAUCGUAGUGUCUCUUAUAUUCAACAUUCUGGCAAAUGUUUUGUACAUGUAUUUAGAAAGUAUUCAUCAACAUGCAAAGAUUUGGCUUAUGAUGGCUCGAGUGUUCAUAGGAUUUGGAGCAGGCAAUGUGGCGGUUGUGAGGUCAUAUGUCUCUGGAGCGACUACAGUAGAUGAGAGAACAUCAGCAAUGGCAAAUAUGUCUGCAUUUCAAGCCAUAGGCUUUAUAAUUGGUCCAUUGAUUCAAACGGCGUUGGUACCAAUUGGAUAUCCGGGUCCUGCACGGACUGAUGCCUUCCACUUUGACAUGUAUACAGCUACAGGGAUGUUCAGUGCCGUCCUUGGUGUUGUGAAUAUUGUCCUACUUAUAGUCGUCUUUAAGGAACACACUGUUACUGAUGAUCAGUUCUCAUAUAAAAAUAUACAAUCUGCAGAGCAUGAAGUACCAGAGGAAACAUCAACAAUGUCGCCGGAUUAUUAUGCUGUUGUCCCAUCAAUCGUGAUUUUCUUCUCCGUUCUCUUUAUAUUUGCCGUGUUUGAAACUAUUGCGACGCCUAUGUCUAUGCAUAUGUUUGCCUGGAAGAAAUCAGAAGCCACUUUGUACAUUGGAGUGAUGCUUGGGGUGUCCGGAAUUGUGUCCAUUUUUGUAUUUGCUGUCGUUAAAAUAGUCUCACAAAGAGUGAAUGAACGUUAUUUGCUUCUAUUCGGCUUUAUAAUGUGUCUUAUUGGAUUUGUGACUUAUUUGCCCUGGGGUCAUCACUACCCAGAUAUACAAUAUGCUGAAAUGGAAAUUGCAGAAAUAAAAAUUAACGACAGUGUGAUCAACGACACAGUUGUUGUAGAUUAUGAAGAUGCAUCCGCUUACAACAAUAUAUUUGUAUUUUCGCGAGUGCCGCAUCAAACAAAUUUCAGCUUAUCUGGUGAAGAAGUGGGAGGAUUUGCUAAAAUUGAACCUGAUCAGGCAGCUUCAUAUGUACAAAGGAAUGUGAAUUCAUUUACCAUAAGAAAUAGUCAAGAGAAUAGCUUUGUAGGGGAUAAACACAGACUUGGUGAGAUAAUGUUUAGUAAUGUAGAAGAUGCCAUUUUACCAGAAGAGAUAACAUUUAAGCCGGAAAGAUCGUCAAAUCAUUCUAACCAAGAAGCAGUCGGAUGUCCCUACUAUUAUGAGUGGUGCAUGACUACACCAGCUGUAUUUUUAUGGCAAUUUUUGUUAGGUACAUUUUUCAUUGCUGUGGGUUACCCAAUAUGUAAUGUGAUGUCGUAUAGUAUAUAUUCAAAGAUCCUCGGACCAAAACCUCAGGGUAUCUGGAUGGGAUGGCUAACGGCUGCAGGCAGCCUUGCUCGAACUCUCGGUCCUGUCUUUGUCAGUCAAGUUUACGAUGCUUAUGGCCCAAGGGUUACAUUCUCAUCCUUAAUCUGCAUAACAGCUCUCACAAUAGUUGGAUUUGGAAUCUUUUUCAAAAGACUUGUGCCUUUUAAAUUGAAGCAACCCGCUAUUAUAGUGAAUGAACCUUGAAGCACAUGGUGUUAAAUAUGUUGAUAAACAAUGCUCAAGUACGUAGACGUUGGGAAUAGUGUAUUUAUAGUUAUCAUUUAUUGUACUUGGCCGAGACUGGAGGCCUUAUUUAUUAUUAUACAUAUAGUGAUUUAUGAAAAAAAUUCAUUUUAUUUGUUGUUGUAAGCAUGCUUCACGCUUCACGCUUAUUCUGUGCAAUAUGAUUAAAACACAUCCUACAUAACAUUCUAUGAAUGGAUUUCGCGUGUUACAUACAGUGUCAGUCUUCGUAUUUCGGCAAUUUCGGCAAUUGACUUUUUACAUAAAAUUAAUGUAUAAUAUAUAAACUGCGUCGAAUGAUGAGUUAUUUAAAGAUACGUAUUAUAAAACAAAAUCUUUCACAUAAAAAUGUUCCUUUACUAAAAGUAUCGUGGACAUUAUCACUGGAGCAUAUUUAUAUUGUUAAACCUUAUAACCUUGUUGGCAUCAUUUAAAAUUGUUUCUGGAAACCAUAUAUGGCUGACUCACUCCGGGAGACUAAUAGUAACUGGUUUUAUAACUUUUAUUUCUUUAUUUUUACGAGCCAAAGAUACAGAAACUAUUCUUGCAUAUCAGACUGGUGUUUCCGUUAGUUUUACCCAUGCCUGCAUAGGGAGUGCCAGAUGAGUCGCGUGCUAUACAAUGGCAUGCUGCGUAUGACGUAAUUUCGCCCUGUAAUGUCAUACAGUAUGCUGUUGGAAGAAAAUAGUUACGGGUGUAAUGACAUAAAUUUAUUAAGUUAAGAAUUUAAAAUACAUGUAUAAUUAUGUAUGAUGGAAUAUGAAAAAAUAUCUGACAU
Ruditapes philippinarum (Manila clam) is the source of this 2939-nucleotide messenger RNA. Its product is annotated as major facilitator superfamily domain-containing protein 8-like. Bases 236 to 2122 code for a protein of 628 amino acids. The record is from RefSeq and is a predicted model, not a curated record. Gene Ontology annotation, molecular function: transmembrane transporter activity. Lineage: Eukaryota; Metazoa; Mollusca; Bivalvia; Venerida; Veneridae. Gene Ontology annotation, cellular component: lysosomal membrane. The transcript is spliced from 10 exons. Gene Ontology annotation, biological process: transmembrane transport.